AUUAUAAUUAAACUUUUUAUAUUUUCUUUUGUCGAUCUUGCUUUCAAAGUGGAAUUCGGCCUGGGCUUUAAUUAAAAAAAAGGCCAUUCCAGACGACAGCACGAUUUAAAUCGAGUCUUGAAUCGGACAAAAUUUUCAGGGAAUUUUUCGAAAUCCUGCAGAUUUUCCAAUUUUCUCCGAUUCUUUUCGUUUUCCUCUUCCCAACGACUUCGAUUUCGUUGAAUUUGAGCCGUUCUGCAGCUCAAAAUCGCUGCAACAAAGGGGUUCGAUCUGGAGACCUGUUGAGGCCAUCGGAGCGCCAGAUCUAGGAAAAUAACGCAUGGAAGACAUAUUGCGCGACUAUGGCCUCAGGCCGCAGGGCAAAUCCGCUCCAAUGGGAUCAAGCAAGAGCCUAAACACAACCACCAGCAGUUUUAGUUUCAAUUUUAACACAGUCGGAGGGUUGAACAAUUAUAACAACAAAAAAUCUUCUCCCUCAUUAAACCCUGUCGAUGAUAUUUUCAGCACGACAGCAAAUCAGGGCACAAGUACGUACAAUAGCAGUGACACCGAUUUUAGUGCGGUCUACGAUGAUGUCUUUAGCGGGCCUGCACAGCCGAAAACCAGCCAUUCGACCAUGGGCUACAAUGACAUUUUUCAGAGCUUUUCUUCUCCCACAAAACCCUCAUCGGCCCCUCUAUCUGGUGCCCCGCGUUAUGACGAUGAUAUCUUUGGCGGCGUACAGGGAGUGAAGAGCUCAAAUACGAUGCCAUACGAUGAUGUUUUUGCCAGCGUUGGAGGAUCUGCUGCUAGCCCUGGGCGUGAUUCGUUUGAUGAUCUGCUCGGUGGGUUCAGCGCCAAGGAACCGGCUGCUAAACCUCGUAGUCCUUCCCCUCCUGCGAAGGGAAAUUCGGCAUUUGAUGAUUUGCUGCCAGGGUUUGGGAAGAGUGAGCCUGCUGAACCACGGGGCACAGCCAAGACUAAGUUCCAACAGCCCUCUGAUUCUUCCCAGAAGCCUGCAACUGAUCCUUUUGUAGUUUUAGAAGCAGAUUCUUUUUCCUCAAAUGCAUCUUCAGCUACAUUUCAUGAUCCUCUUGAAGAAUUUGGUAUGCCAACUGAGUCUGCUAGUAUGAAUGACAGAAAAAGUUCCACCAAUGGAACUAUUGGAAUUGAUGAUAUCUUUGAUGGCUUUUCUCAAUCAGUUCCCCUAGCCUCAUCUCCCAUCAAUAAUUUUGGCAAAGACCAAAGCCCAUUGAAGACAGAUCGAAUCUCGAGUCCUCCUCGAACUAAGGAUAGCAGAGAGGCUGUGGAAAGCAAAUCUCCAAAGAUAGCCUCAGCAAAUAACCUAGAGAAAAAUCAUGCCAAGAUAUAUUCAAGUGACCCUAUGGCAGAUUUUGAUAUACCAAGUGGCAUUGCUGAUGCUUCUAUAAAAUCUACUUCAGAUACCAAUAAACAUUCUUUGCAUGAAGAUUCUACAUUUUCUAGUAACCUGAAUUCGAAGGAGGCUUCUUCACCUGGAAAGCCUAAUGACAGUUCAGAGAUUGUCUAUGAUAGAUGGAUCACUGUAGAUGACAUUCAACUUUUUACACAACCUACAUCAGCCCCACCACCAUCAAGGUUACCUCCUCCUUUAGUGAUCAAGCAGGGACCCUCAAAAUCAUAUAGAGAAGCAUUUGGUUCUGAGAAACCAUCUGUGAUUUCUUCAAUUGACGAACUCGAAGAGUUUGCCAUGGGUAGGUCUCAAGGUUAUGCUCAACAGAAAGAAGGUAUAUCAUCAUUUGAAGAAGACAUUGGCAGCAAUUCAGCAGCAGCUGCAAUGAAGGAAGCCAUGGACAAGGCUGAAGCAAAACUAAAAACGGCCAAGAAAGUGAGAGAGAAGGAAAAGGAAGAAGAUAUGGUCAAGGCCAGGCAAAGUGAAAGGCAAGAGAGAGAAGAAAGACCAGUGGAAGAGGUUGCCGAGCGUGAAGAAAAGGAAAGGGUGGCAAGGGUAGCUCGGGAGGCUCGUGAGAGAGAGGAGAGAGAAAAGGAGGAACGAGAAAGAGAAAGGCUUAGAACAGAAAAGGAGAGAGAGAGAAACAAAAUUGCUGUGGAAAGGGCAACAAAGGAGGCUCGUGAGAGAGCAGGUAUUGAAGCUCGUGAAAAAGCACAAAGAGCUGCAGUUGAGAGGGCAACCAGAGAGGCUCGUGAGAGGGCAGCUACUGAAGCACGAGAAAGAGCACAGAGAGCAGUUGUAGAGAAAGCAGCUGCAGAGGCAAGGGAAAGGGCAGCGGCUGAGGCUAGGGAAAGGGCAGCUGCAGAGGCAAGAGAACGGGCAGAAAGAGCAGCUGCAGAGGCAAGGGAAAGAGCAGCUGCAGAGGCAAAGGAAAGAGCAGAGAGAGCAGCUGUAGAGAGAGCUACAGCAGAGGUGAGACUUAGAGCAGAGCGUGCUGCUGUAGAGAGGGCCACUGCCGAAGUUCGAGAGCGUGCUGCAGAAAGAGCAUCAGCUGAGAGGGCUGCUGCAGCAAAAGAGAGGCAAAUGAGAAAUGACAAUGAUCUUGAAUCUUUCUUUAGUAUGGGUGCUCGGCCUAGUAGUGCCCCUAGGCAAAGACCAGCCACUCCGGAUGCUUUUUUUAAUGCACAAACUCAAAACAAAGGAUUUUCUAGUGAAGCACCCCAGAAAACAUCUGCAGGGGUUCCAUCCGGUAUUAGGAAAGCUUCUUCUGCAGCAAACAUGACUGAUGAUUGGACAUCUCUUUUUGGCACUCCAUCAGCUGAUGAGUUUCAGGAGGUUGAAGGAGAAACCGAGGAGAGGAGGAGAGCUAGGUUGGAACGGCAUCAACGCACCCUUGAACGAACUGUCAAAGCAUUAGCUGAAAAGAAUGAACGUGAUAUGCAAGUUCAAAGAGAUCAAGCUGAGAGAAAUAGAUUUUCUGAAACUUUGGAUGCUGAGAUCAAACGAUGGGCGGCAGGGAAGGAGGGAAAUUUAAGAGCUUUGCUUUCAACAUUGCAAUAUGUACUUUGGCCUGAGGCUGGUUGGCAGCCAGUAUCACUGACAGAUGUUAUUACUGGUGCUUCUGUCAAGAAAGUUUAUAGGAAAGCUACUCUGUGUGUACAUCCAGAUAAAGUGCAGCAAAAAGGGGCAACUAUCCAACAGAAAUAUAUUGCUGAAAAAGUUUUUGAUCUGUUAAAGGAGGCUUGGAACAAAUUCAAUUCAGAAGAGCUCUUCUAGAGAUGGAUUGAAAAAGCUUUAAGCAGGGUUCUAGAGGUCAGGUUCAUGGUAGCUUGAUUUAAAACUUCAACUCUCUUCCGGAAGUACCAUGUGCAGAUGAACUGACUUGCCUGCCCCAAGAAAGAUCUGGGAACAACUUCCAAAUCAUGUUCAUGUUCAUCAGUCGGAAAGCAUAAAGAGUGGUAUGGGUUCUUCUGUUGUCCUAGUUCUGCAAUCAUGUUAUGGGCUUGCAUUGAUUACGGGAUCAUGUUGACUUUGAAUUGUGGUGGAGGGCAAUUUAUUAUAAAUAACAUUAUUUUUUGCCCAUUGUAACAUGCACUAGAUAAGGGUCAUUAAGUAGAAUGAUUGUGUCUAGAUAUUUGCAGUUUAACUAUUCUAUAUACUGUAGAUGUCUGAAUUGGUAAAUGUAAAUGCUGGUCUUUGACCACCUUGCCAGAGGAGUAUAGUUUUGUUCGACGUGUUGUUAUAUUAAUCUACAGAUUCAGAAUGGAUGGAUUUUGUCAGAAUUCAUUGUUUCAGUGGACUGAGAAAGCAUGCAUGCCAGUUUCCAUGAAUGAAUUCCAUAUCUAUGUAUUGGUGAUAUCAGUUAACAGAGAGGUUGCAUUGGUAUUCCAUGGUAUUUUGUUUGGACUACUUUCAGUAGACUUUCUGAUGCAAAUUUGCUCAUAAUUAGCAAAUUAACUUUGUAAUGCAUACAUGUUAGAAAAUACAGUAACUUAUUCGUUUUGCUUA
Molecule: messenger RNA, 3919 nt
Organism: Cryptomeria japonica (Japanese cedar)
Lineage: Eukaryota; Viridiplantae; Streptophyta; Pinopsida; Cupressales; Cupressaceae
Product: auxilin-related protein 1
Exons: 8
Coding region: 320-3187 (955 amino acids)
Biological process (GO): clathrin coat disassembly; clathrin-dependent endocytosis
Cellular component (GO): vesicle; cytoplasm; intracellular membrane-bounded organelle
Molecular function (GO): clathrin binding
Source: RefSeq, a predicted model, not a curated record